Mycena indigotica is the source of this 873-nucleotide messenger RNA. RefSeq lists its product as uncharacterized. The record is from RefSeq and is a predicted model, not a curated record. The coding region runs from base 1 to 873 and encodes 290 amino acids. The transcript is spliced from 2 exons. Lineage: Eukaryota; Fungi; Basidiomycota; Agaricomycetes; Agaricales; Mycenaceae.
AUGAACACUCAACCUCCAACUGGAGUUCGCGCCAACAGACUCUACAGAGCCAAACCGAAGAAGACCAGAGCAGAGAAGAAAUCAACAGACGAUGACCGUUACGCGGUGGUUCUGGCGGCGGCCAAGCAGACCGUCGACAUUCUGAGCAAGAACGGGUUCCGUUGUGCUAUAUUUGGCGGUCUGGCCUGCAAGCUGUAUGGAAAUUCUCGUUGCCCAAACGACGUGGACAUCAUCGUCUACCCCACUGGGGGCCGCGAUGUCCCAGACGCUGAAGUUGUCAAGCAAAUGAUUGUCUCCCGUGGCCACGGCAACUACUACCUGAAGAAAGCUCGUAAUCCCGCAGCGACCUACAAGAUUCUGUGGUACAAAAACCCUCGUGGCGGACGACGAGAAUCCAAGGUGGACAUUCUUGUCCCCUCAAGUGCCGACACAAUGUCGCUUCCACCAUACAUUCCAGAGCAGCGUAUAUUCUCCCCCAUUCUCGAUGACGGAGGCACACUUCCAGUUGCUCCUUUUGCCUUCGUGCUACUCCAUAAACUCAAAGGCUGGUCAGACCACCGCGCCUCGAAGGAGACAUUCAAGCAGGUGCGGUAUCACACUGACGGCGCCGACAUAAGGAGACUAUUGGAUACUCGAUCAGCGCGACUCUUGCCGCAAACUCCCAACUGGUGGCUGGAUGAGGUUUUGUUUGACGAGCGGUUAAGAAGCGAUUCCAUCAUUCGGGUGCAAGAAUACUGCUCUCUGUUCCCUCAACGAGCAGCUCAAUGGCGUUCGUUGGGUAUAGACGUUCCUGACAUUGCUAGUUCUCAAUCACAAGUGGUUACGGAGGAGGAGGAAGAGGCUAGCGCAAUGUUAGAGUUGGAUGACGACUAG